AUGCCGACAUCCUUUUCUUUGACUUCUUUAACAGCUUCCAUGCGAAGGGUAAAGAGGAUGUUCCUGGAGAACUUGAGAAGUUCUCCGGUGGAGCAUUAUAAACGGGUGUUGAACGUGCCCGAAAUAAAUGAGUGGGUAAAGAAACGCCCUGUAACCGAAUUCUAAGCUUGUGGUCUUGCUAUUGUAGCAACUGUUAUUCGAGAGAAAGGCCCAAAGCACUUCUAGCGUGUGCUGUAGUCAAACAGCUCCGUGCGUCACCGUUGUUUCUUUUAAGGUGCAAACGAAUAAAGAAAAGGUAUAUUUUUGUAUUGAUCUUGUGUUCAAUGUGCCGAUAUACCCGGCUAUAGUUGGGGACACCGCAGGGAAACUUAAGUCAGGGUCUGCCAAAAACUAAAGUAGCCAAUGUAAAUCUUAAAAUGCUACCAUUGCCCUUUCUCUUCUCCUCGCUCUUUCCAUUUUUCCUCUCCUUUUCGUUUGCUGCCGUGAUUUCUCAGCUUAUCGAGCGUAAAAUUAAAAGCCUGUCUUUUGGCCCGUUUUUUACUGCAAGUUUCGUUAGGUUCGUUUUCAAAAAAUCAGCUAGAUAUACGAUCUGAACGUGAAGGAUUCUACACCCAAACAGAGGCUUAAGCUAAACUGCAGCGGCCAAUUAACAACUGAUGCAGAUUCAGGGGUAUUUUUUUACGUUCUUUUCACCAUCGAGCCUGUAAAUUAGGAUUGGAAAAGGAAAAACUUCCCAAGUCUUCUCUUUGACACGAGCGAACUUUUAUAUACAGUAAGGCUACUUUCCUGUUGAUCGAUUUGUAGUUCGAUGAACGGAAAAAUUGUAAAAUGAUUAAAAUGUUAAUUUCGGAAAAAAAACCUGAUUUAUCUUCUUUGUACAAAAACAAACAAACUGCCAUCUUACUUCGUCUAUUCAUUGUUUUAGUCAAUGAGGAAGUCGCCAUCUUCUUUACCACUUUCACUCGCUUUGCACGUAUUGAGAACCGUUUAAUUUUUUCCCGGGAAAACUAGUGCCGCGAGGAUUCUGGGAACGAGAAACCAAUGCAGUGCAAUGGAAGCCAUGAUCAUCAACCAGAAAUGGGGGAAAUUGCUACAAUUUGUGGUCAAGACUACCCAUGACCCUUGCAGGUACACAUCAGUGCACUAGGGGAAAUUGACCAUUCUAAAGGUGCUACCCUUGGAAAAGUUUCAUUCCUCGUUCUGUGGCAUAUUUUUGGACAAACUUAACGGCAAAUAUAGCUGUAAACUGCUGGAAUGUUGACCAUGUUUACGCUGUGUGCGACCACGUUGGCUUCAAAUAUCUUACAGGUAAGCUUAGAGACCGGUCAUUAUUGAUGUAGAGGGAGGGGGGGGGAGGGAAACAUUAAAGGGGGUCAAGACUAUUUCAGAUUGUCUGGAGGGGGGGCUAAACUUUUUUAUAAAGAAGUUUAGGGGGGUCUGUUUGCUUACGAGACAGCUAAAUUUUACGCAAAACGAAAAGUCUUCGGACAAAAACACGAAAUUCAUUAUCUCGAAAAAAUAAUAUGCUACAUUCAGUCAUGUACAUAUGUAUGUAAUGUUGGGAUUGCAAAUUCUUUAUGCAGUAGAACAGUUUAGUUCACCAUUGUUCAAGGUAAUUUGCGUUUAUGGAGUCGAAUUAAGCUCAAAGCUGUUCCAUUGUACUACUAUUUGACUGUCUGUUCCAAUAAAUCUCUCUUUUUCUUGCGACACAACAUUUCCACUCUGCUCUAGGUUUUAUGGCAUCUUAGUGAAGUUUGCUUUUUCACUCGCAGCACGAAGCUCUGAGGAAAGAAGGCUUGCCGCUCGCUUUCUAGUGUCCGUAAAGCGGGAUUCGACGUAAUUUGUUAGGCUUACAUGGGUGAAGGACAGCGGACUUGGGUUUCAGUUAAAUGAGAUGUCAGUUUAAACAAAUUUAGCUGAUAUGAUCCAUGAAGAAGAUGCUAUUGAUUUGUGAGAACCAUUUCUCCAUUUCCAUACUAUGAAGAGGACGAAGUGAAAAAGCAUCUGCUAUAAAAGUCAUAUCAAACUAUAAUGUCGCUACUCGCUAAUGCAAGGCAAAGAAAGAGUAAUAUGGGGAAUUUGAAAUGGUUUGAAGAAACCUUUUUGAGGGCGUUCUGAUCAAAGUAAUGAUGAAAUGAAUUUCAUUCCUGCCCAUUUAUGUCGCGUUUGUGACCCUUGUUUGCUUGGUCUGAAAACGGGGAUGGAUUUUAGAGGCCAGGUAUGAAAACGGCCGGUUGGAAAAAGACACUUACUUUCUUCUGGUCCGUUCUGGCGGCACACCUCCAAAAAGAUUUACCAAAAGUAACUCCCGAGAAUUGUAGGUUUCUAAAUUCUUCAUUGCACGAGAGGUUUCAAAAAACAGUUCUGAAGGCACAUUUAGGACAUUAGGCCAGCUUUCAGCACGUACAGUACAUGGUCUAUAUAAAAGCAGUCUACUUCCUCAUUACAUAAAAAGAAUUAGCAAAUACAGGGAAACCCUCCUUUAUCUCUUCCGCACAUCAAAUUUAUUCGCAGUUUAACUCAUUCUCUUCCCAGGUCAAAGAUUUCGACCACUUUUGGUCGAUGACGCGACCAACACUCGCAAAAAAUUGUGUUACUUCCGAUUGCCUCCAAAUUUGGCCCACAGGAAGUCAAUAGAUUUAGCCAAUUAUGUGCCAAGUUCCAGGCCCUGGGGAGUUUUGAGCUUCACGCAACGAUUUUUUCAAAUCUAGUGAAAAUGGCGCUUCCGUCGGGAAGAAUUUUGUCGCGGCUUUUGCGAAGAAUGAAAGCUUUUAUCGACGAAUUUCGACCAAAUACAAGUCAAGCAAAUUAUUUUAGAGGAUUCUGGUGGAUAACAAGCGAAAUAAACGCGAAAAUAGAGGUAAUAAAACAGUAAGAAUCUUUGCUUCAAAUUCGCCGUGUAGGCCAUAGUCUGGCACAAAUUCUGUUGAAACGCAGUGAAAUCCGUCCCGCGGAGCUUUUUGCCUUCAAAGCCUUGCUUAUUUUGAUGACUUAUAUCAGUGAAUUUAUGUUUGCUUGUUUUUAACCCGAUAUUUCACCGAGAAACUAAAAAAUAAAGCGUCUUUCGAAGGUAUUUAUCGGGCCACAAAGUGACGCUAUAGUAUCUAGUUUCGCUAUGCUAAUUAGCUCUGACCUCAUUUGCAUAAUCCGAUAGGGUCACAAAAUAAAUUUGUAGAAAAUUGUUUGUCGCUUUAUAUUUUCGACCGAUAUUCGGGCUGUUUUACUUAGAUAUUGAAGAAAAAAACUUAUUUGUACUGUAUUACAUAAAAUAUACAACUUUUCUGGCAAAACUACACUAUUAAAUUUUUUUAAAAAUAAUUAUCUAGAAAUAUGCCUUGUUUAUUUUUUUUGUGCAGAAUAUUAUGGUUUCCCUGAGACCGAAAUAUUUUUUUUCUGAAAGUUUAAUUUUUGCCCUUUCCAAUGAGGUAUAGCUUGAUAUGGAACUGUAAAUAACAGCAGAGAUAUAAUUUUUUAAAGUUGCAUGGUCAAAAAUACUUAAAAUAUGUUGUGAAGACAAUGAGAGGGAUCAAAAACAACUAAAGUACAUAAAAAUAUCAUUUCAUUUCAUGGCGAAUUUACUUUGUUAGGAUAAACAAAGUGGCAUUGCUGAACCUAACUUUCUUGUUUGGGAGUGAAUGUACUCGAAGUUUAAAAUUGAAGUUUUAAAUCAAGAUUAAAUGAGAUGUUUUUUCUCAUAAAUCUUUUAUUGAAGUGCAAUGGAUGGUCAUUCGAAACGUGAAGUGUUAGAAAUACUUAAUAUGAAUUUUUAAAAAAUGUUAUUGUUCGAUUUAUUUUCUUAAACCGGCUGACCAAUUGGUCAAUAAUUUACUGUUUUUAGAAAAACGGUCACGAGACAUAUCACGUGACUUGUUAAUACAAUAUGUAUACUUUAAAAUAUUAAGGACGAUGAGUUCUUUACAUGUGCCAAAUUUAUAUUAAACGACAUCAUCUAUGCCGAAGUUAUUAACAAUAAUUCAUUUUUCACUGGUAAACCCCUUAGUCCCAGGCCUCAAACUACUUGAGAAAUAAGAAGAGUUACAUUCGGAAUAUUUUAAAAUCGACGAGCUACUGUAAUCGAGUAAUUUUAAUACUUAUAGCUUCUGUGGCAGGAAACAGGGACAAUUACUUGUUUUCCUAGAACGAGCCUAGCUUUGUAAAUAAUUUCAACUUGCAAUUUGAACUGAACUGAUCAGAAUAUAGCAGGGAAACGACAGUCAUGUUUUUAAAAGGUCUUCCAAGAAAUAGAAAUUUCAAGGGACGACCAUGAUCGAAUGGGGACAAAAAUCAAACCCCCUCUAAAAAAAUCCCUAGGGCUUCCGACAACCCCCCCCCCUAAAAAAAAAUCCCUGGACUAAAAAUUAACCUCAAAAAAUCCCAUGCCGAACAAUAACACGAAAAAUAAAAUAUCAGAAUUUGAAUUUUCUUAACAACAUGCACCCGAGACAUCCAAGAACAUCCUCUGUUUCAGCAAUAACAUAAAAGCAGAAUGACAAAUUCAGAUAGUUUUGAAUAUCCCAAAUAAUCCCUAUUAGAAUCAAGCCAAAAACUACUUGCCAAAUUUUCCUAACCAAAAAUUUCCGGAAUGGAAAAUUCAGUGCCAAAAAAUCCUUCGUUCAUCUUCGUCACUUGAAAUAAGGAGUACCCCUCCCCCGGGCGUUCAACGCGUUCCCUCCUCGCGAAGCGGGCGCGUUCGUAGAGAACGCGUAAAGCGAGUAGUGUAGGAGUUGCUCAGAAGGUCUUUCCUCUGCUAAUUGGUCGCAGGAAACAUUGAUAUGCAAUUCUGCCAAUUGUUUUACUAUUAUUUGGGGUCAGGGAAACUCACCAUUGGUGACUUCUCUUCCGAGCAGCUGCUACAUGACUUCGACGAAGCCCAUAUGGCUUUUGGUCAGGUUAGCGCACGCACGCGCGCGCGAACGCGAACGCGACAAACAAGGGUCCGUCAAGCGCGUGGUCAUUUUUGCGUUUCGCUCAACGAACGAUGAAAAAAGAGAGCGUUCAAGAAAUUCGAGUUUAGGACGCGGUCAGGCUGGUCGCAAAAUUUUCGCCACAUUUUGCUUCUAGGGGAAUAAAAACCGAUUAACUACCUCGCUGCUAGCUUGCGUGUUAUGCGCUAUGACCUACCCUAUUUGAAAUAUUAGCACCCAGGAAAGAGGAACUCGUUAUAAUGUCCUAUACAGUGAGGUAGGUAUGGUAUAGUAACUUUAUUUAUACACGGUAUUUCCUUCAGGUACAUUUACAUUCAAGUAUAGAGAACUAACUACCUAACUAAUCUAUAAUCUAAGAUAAAAACUAAAAUAAUAAAGAUGAAAAGAAAACACCUGCUUUUCAAGGGGGUCGUGUGUAAAAACAGCAUAUCGGUGAUUAAAUUAUUUGACAAUCGAAAUUAAGGUCCCUUAAUUUUUCCUUAAAUAAAUAAGGGGAUGUCAAUUUCCGCACCUUCAGACUCCAGAGGCAAGCUGUUCCAUAACACACUUCCGCUGUAAGAAAGACUUAUUUUAUAAAAUUCAGUGCGGGGUUGUGGAACAGCGAGAUUGUAUUCAUUCUCUCUAAGGUUUAGUCUGAAUUUCAUCCGAUUACUUCGAGUCGUUAUUACUCCCUCAGUUGUUGAGAGGAGAAAACGACUCGAAGCAAUCGGAUGAAUUUCAGGCUGUCUAAGGUUAUAACUAGUUAAAUGUUCACCCAAAGCGGGUCCCUUUUUCAGCUUUUAGGUAUAUGAAAGGGCAGGGGUUUCAUUACUAGUUAAAGUACAUGAAAGGUUAGGCAAAUCUGCCAUUUUGGCCUGUAAAAGGACCUUAAGGUCUAACAGACGCAUUUUAUGGCUGUGAAACAAAAAAAAAACUUCUUGGUUUAGUAAUUUAUUUACAUAUAAACAGAUGGUGCAUCAACAGCAGUUUGAAAUAGAUGCGGGGUUACCAUUUAUCAAUUAAAAGGGGUAAUUCUCAGUCAAAAACAGUUUAUGUAAGAAUGAGGUGUUGGGCCUUGGGGUGAAGCCUCUCCAUAUACGACUUCAUUGAAUUCCCCCCCCUUGGAUUUAGCAUAAUCAGAACCGAGGCGGCUAUUGGCCUCUCCUUAGAAGAAACCCCGACGUAUUACUACCUUUCUGUUUCAGCUGGUAGACCACCUCUUGGUCAAAUGCCAUUCAUUGCACGACUCCUGAAGGAAAAAUCCUGGCACAGUCUAGUACAAUUAUGAAGUACAUCUGCAAAAAAGGAGGUGAUGUAUUGAACGUAAUUUGUUAAUCAGCAUAUCACUCCACAGGCGGAUAAUCCGAACUGUUUGAGGUACUAUCUGCCCGUGGGUCUCCGGGGAUCUAUUUCGUAACCCCCCUCUUGGCUUGAUUCAAGUGAUCGGGAGAAAUGCUUCAUACAAAACAGACGUUUGCACCUUGUGAUCCCAAAUGUUAAAUGAGGUAAGAUAGUUGAAAAAAGAUUACUUACCAUAUCAGGGGCACCCGACGACGGUUUCCUCCUAAGUACCCUGAGAACACUUUUUAGGCUAUCCUGCAGAGUACUUUUAGAUCUCUAGAAAUGCAUUCUCAGCGGCACUAUAAAAUUUGUAUCGGUUCAGUCAUCCUAGGGCAACCUAAGAUUUUUCGAAAUUAUUAGGGCUUCAGUAUUACUUUCCAGAAAAUUUUAGAUGUAAUUUAACGUUUUACGAAAGUGACGAUUUUUCUAAUUCCUCUCUUCAUCGCAUUUUUGAAUCCGAAAAUUUUAGGUUUCCUUUUUCUACGAAAAAUAACCAAACCUGGCGAGUGAAAUGUGAAAAAGUAAACUUCAAUAAAUCGUAGGGAAUUUGUUAGGAAGCUUCGAAAAUUGUACACGAAUGGAACAGUCACGUAAAAAUUUUUAGCGGUCCUCAAGGAAUACAAAAUUUUAGGCAAUAUUUGCUUCUCCGAACAGAUAUUUUACAGAAAACAGUCGUUGGUUGCCCCUGCCAUAUGUUUUCAGUGUCGUUCUCUGCUUUUUUUGUGGCGAUUUGAGUCGCUUGAAACUGACACCCCACACUAAUACAAUACUUUACAUUAACAUUUGGGAUCAAAAGAUGCAAACUUUUUUUUAAGCCUUCUCCCGGCGGUCACUUGUGUGAAUCACGAUAAGAGCAGACGUUACGUUAUGUAAAUGUAUGAGAUCAUAUGUCGCGCGUAACAUGCAUCACGACUCCCCGAAAAGUUCGGAUCAGGAGUUCAGGAGUUUCCUGUGAUCACUUAUACGAAUUAGCCGCAACGCAGACAUUCUAAGGAGCUUCGUCACGCCCUUAGAACGUCUGCAUAGGAGGCUACCUGCCGAUAUACUAAAGAGCCUAUCUCGGUGAUCUGUCGGUCUGUCUUUCUUAAUUUUUUUUCUCUUCAUUCAUUUAUUCAUUCACUCAGUCAUUCAUUCAUCCAUCCGUCCGUCUGGCCGUGCCUAUGUGCGUUCGUUCCUUCGUUGAUUCGUUCAUCUACCUUUUUUCUUUCUUUCUCUCUCUUCUUUUUUUUCUUAUUCCUUGUCUGUGUGUCUCACUCACUCACUCAUUCAUCCAUCCAUCCAUCCGUCCGUCCGUGCGUGUGCUCAUUCGUUCCGUCGUCGAUUCGUCGAUUCGUCCGUUCUCCCAUUUUUCUUUUUUCUUUCUGUCCCCCUCUUUUCUUUUUUUCAUACUCCUUGUCUGUGUGUCUUUUUUUCUACUUUUCAUCUUUUCUUCCUUUCUUUUCCCUCUUGUUUCUCCUUUAUUUUUCAAGAAGAAGAGUUUAGAAGGUGUAUGAUGGCUUAGCUUUUUUUAAGUAUUAAUUAAAAUACUUACUUUGAUAAUUAGGUUUGUGCCCAGCUGACAGUUUUAAUGAAGCGACAGCGGAUAUGAUCAGUGAUGGAGUUACUGAUUUACUUCAGCGAUUUAGCAAGAUAUACUAUGAGAAAGACGAAACGAAGAAGGUAAUGCUAGAGUUGAUGUCCGUGUCCGUUCCCCUCAGAGUUUGUCAGGCUUUACUCUAGACUACAAAAUAGUCGGUCUUUUUCUUAAAAUUGGUUGUGCAAGGCGCAAAGCGCGUGGGCUCGUAGUGCCCCAUGCAGUCUAGACUUACUCAAGACGCCCAUUCCGACCCUUAACGACAGGCAAUUCUUUAUUUUUUGACAUUGAGAAUUGAAGCAAAAUACCUGGCUAAAAUUGAUUCAAUUAAUAGCAUUUGUAUGGUGUGAAAAAUUAUAAAGAAGGAACAUGAACACAUGCCAUGUACCAUGGGGUACUUGCCACUUCAUUUAAUGUUCUUUUCUAAGGAAACGCCUCAAAUUGGUUUUCAAGUUGUCAAUCAACACAUAGAUCAAUAAACGCUUUCACAAAAAUGAUAUCUUUCUACUGCUAUAACACUUGAGAGGUAAGAAUGAAACUUUUCGUUUUUUGCGGACUUUUAGCAUUUUUAGAGAUUAUUCCCUCUUGUUGUCACUGAAGCCGGCCACUUACAGGAAUGGCUCUUGUAGACGAUCAUUUCAUACGGAGUUUUAUUUGCUAAAGGUUGCCGUAACUCCCAGGGAGAGAUUAUGCCGGUGGGCUCCGCCCCGGGGUCCAAACCCUUAGUCAUUUGUAAAGCCUCUUGAAGAAGAAAGGCCUUACCUUUCGAAUUAUCUGCUUGCUUCUUUGCAUUGUCCAAUCCCUUACCCGUUCAUAUACCAUUUUUAACUGCUGUAAAUGCAUUGUCUUUGAAAUAUGAAUAAAUCACAAAACCAAAAGUUUUCUCGUUUUCAUCAAAGCCAUGAAUUGUAUGUGUUAUAUCUGUUGGACCCUUUCACAGACAGAAAUGGCAGUCUUCCCUACCCUACCCAGCCUACCAGAUUCUUCAACUAAUUAUAAUGAAAUCCCCACCUUUCAUAUACCCGAAACCUAAAGAAGGUACCCAUUUCGGGCGGAUCCUCCCCGUAUAGGCCAUUAUAGGGAGUACCCCCCCCCCCCAUCUCCCCGCGCCGGGCGGUAAGCAGAGUCGUCUCAUUGCCAAUUUGUCCGUAACGGGAUUUGACGUAUACUUCUCAGUUCUGCUCCGUGUACAAUCCCGUAGGUUUUACUCCAAAUUCUAUUUCCCAUAACUUAGUGUUAGUUAUUUAUAUAUAUAUAUUUUGCCUUUAUAAUAAAGGAUGAGAUAAAGAAGGAGUUUUAUGGGACGACGCUGGCUGCCCGACUCGAGAAAUUUGAAGUUCUUCUAAAAAGCAGGGAUGAAGGCAAGGGCUUCUUUCUGGGCGAAAAGGUGAGAUAAGAGGAAUGCGCAAAGCGUGGCAAGUGGAUUAGGCUUGCUUAAAAGACUAACGAGUAUAACAAUGUUUACAUUAAACAGGAAAGCUUUUGCGCCGCCUCUAAAAUCACAGCGGACAGGGCGUCUGUCCACACACCUUCACACACAAGAACGGUUGUGGCAGUGCCAGCCUUGUUCCCAGUCGUCCUCAGCGAUUUCCGAUGUGACGUCACCUCGGAUAGCGCGAACUGGCUUGGGUACGAGACUGUGGCAGUGCGAUUCUGACGGAGUGAAUUAAGCUGGGCCGCGCUGAUCUCGAAAGUGGAGCGUCACAUAUCGGAGAGGUUUUGCGCCAUAAUUGGUGCAGUGUGAAUUCCUUUAUAUAUUCUGCCCGUUGGGGGAACAAAAUAGGUAGGAGCGAGGCCUGGGACCCACUGAGACGGAAGUAAACGAAACCUUUCGGUCAACUACGCAGGCGCGAUGUUCGAUGUGUGUGAACGACUUGUGCCGAUGCGAGGCGUUGCUGCUCAUACCAUACUGGAUAGAUUUUUAAGUGGCCAUGAAAAGCAAAGCUUUCCAGCUAUACAGUAUGAAUAUAGCCUAAAACAUUGUCUGAGGCUUAUCACCACCCACAGAAGAAAGGUUACCCAAUCGUACGCCUCUAGAUUAACUGCGAUUUCUUUCUGUUUCUUAUCCGCAGCUUUGCUAUGCCGACAUCACUUUCUUUGACUUCUUGAACAACUUUCUUUCGAGGGGUAAAGAAGAUGUUCCUGGAGAACUUGAGAAGUUCCCGCUCUUGGUGGAGCAUUAUAAACGGGUGUUAAACGUGCCCGAAAUAUCGGAGUGGAUAAAGAAACGCCCUGUUACCGAAUUCUAA
Porites lobata is the source of this 10067-nucleotide messenger RNA. NCBI's taxonomy places the organism in Eukaryota, Metazoa, Cnidaria, Anthozoa, Scleractinia, Poritidae. The record is from the annotation of a GenBank genome assembly.